CCCGCGGCCGCCGCGGGGCCCCAUGGAGCCAGUGUGCAUGGCCUUGUUGGGCAGCCCGCGCCCCGGCGCCCCCUCCGCGGCCGGCACACCUGGCGGGCCUUCCUCCGCGGGGACGGCGGCGGCCGUGCCCUCCUUCAGCACCGUGGCUACCGCGGCGGCCGCGGCGCUGGGGAACCGGAGCGACGGGAGCGAGGGCGACAUCACUGGCGCCACGGCUGGCGGCGGCCUCGGCUGGCCUGGGGCGGCGGGGGCGGCGGGGGCGGCGGAGAGGCCGCCGAUGCGCCCCGAGGCGGCGCAGCUGCUAACGCACGGGGCGGCCGUGGCGGCGCAGGCGCUGGUCCUGCUGCUCAUCUUCCUGCUGUCUAGCCUGGGCAACUGCGCCGUGAUGGGGGUGAUCGUGAAGCACCGGCAGCUCCGCACCGUCACCAACGCCUUCAUCCUGUCCCUGUCCUUGUCGGAUCUGCUCACGGCCCUGCUCUGCCUGCCCGCCGCCUUCCUAGACCUCUUCACGCCGCCCGGGGGCUCAGCGCCCGCCGCCGCCGCCGCCGCCGCCGCCGCCGGGCCCUGGCACGGCUUCUGCACCGCCAGCCGCUUCUUCAGCUCGUGCUUUGGCAUCGUCUCCACGCUCAGCGUGGCCCUCAUCUCGCUGGACCGCUACUGCGCCAUCGUGCGGCCGCCCCGGGAGAAGAUCGGUCGCCGGCGCGCGCUGCAGCUGCUGGCGGGGGCCUGGCUGCUGGCCCUGAGCUGCUCCCUGCCCUGGGAGCUGCUCCGCGCGCCCCGCGCGCCCCCCGCGGCGCAGAGCUUCCACGGCUGCCUCUACCGCACGUCCCCGGACCCCGCGCAGCUGGGCGCGGCCUACAGCGUGGGGCUCGUGGUCGCCUGCUACCUGCUGCCUUUCCUGCUCAUGUGCUUCUGCCACUAUCACAUCUGCAAGGCCGUGCGCCUGUCGGGGGUGCGCGUGCGGCCCGUGAGCACCUACGCGCGCGUGCUGCGCUUCUUCAGCGAGGUGCGCACCGCCACCACCGUCCUGGUCAUGAUCGUCUUCGUCAUCUGCUGCUGGGGACCCUACUGCUUCCUGGUGCUGCUGGCUGCUGCCCGUCAGGCCCAGGCCACGCAGGCCCCCUCGCUCCUCAACGUGGUGGCCGUCUGGCUGACUUGGGCCAAUGGGGCCAUCAACCCUGUCAUCUAUGCCAUUCGCAACCCCAACAUAUCCAUGCUGCUAGGGCGCAGUCGGGAAGAGGGUUACCGGACUAGGAACAUGGACGCUUCCCUGCCCGACCAGGGCCCGGGCCCGCAGGCCAGAAACCAGUACGCCAGCCGGCUGGGGGCCUGCAGCAGGGCGACCGCUUCCCAUCCGACCAGCGGGGUGGCUGGGGACAUGGCCUUGUGGGCCCGUAAAACGCCAGUUGUACUUUUCUGCCGGGAAGGGCCGCCGGAACCGGUGACAGCAUUGGCCAAACAGCCUCCACCUGAAGCCAGGGAUACCAGCCUCUAAGCAGAGUUGGGGUGCACAGCUGAUGAAGGUAGCUUUUUACCUGCUUCGUUUAAUGCAGGAUUCUGGGGGAGAAGUGUGUUUUUCUUAAAGCCAGACAUUUAAAAAAGAUACAGAUCGGGAGGCCUACCACUUCCCCAAACAACAUACAAGACAAUGUCACCUUCAAAAGUGCCAAAAGGAAUGUAAAAUGCAAAAAUUAAAAUAACCUGAAACCACACAACCAAGCAUUGUGAAACUGUAAGUGCCAAAAAUGACUAAAUAAAAUUCACAAUUACUGAAAAGCUCGUAUUACAGGAAUCACACUGUGAAACAAAAUCAUUGAAUGCAAUCAGUAUUUGUUCAAACACAUAGUUUCAAGAAAGAACAGAGACCCUCAGAAUUGCUUACCGAACCCUCUAAAUCACCAGCAUUCAACAAAAUUUCAGAUUUCUAGAACUUGCUACUCUGACACAUGCUUUGGGUGCUUAGGUUGGGAGUGGAAAAUUCUUAUCCUUACGCUCUUCGGUGUACUUCACACCCCAUCCCUCUAAAAUCUUUGUGGGAAAUUUUAAAUUCAUAUCCCAUGUAAAACUGUAGGAUUUUGAAAAGGUGGUUUAUUACCAUAAAAUUCAGCCACCUGAAGUAUGAAAAUAAAGAAAAGUGGCUGUUUUUAAAAAGUAUUCUAAAAUUAUAAUUAGAAAGUUAUGUUUCUCAUCCUACCCCCAAAAUUAUCUGCCCUGACUAGCUCUGAGGCUUUAUUUACCCUUACUCUAACCUGCUACUUUUGUUCCUAAUACAUUGGGUGAUGCUGCUCUCUGAAUGCUUUCACACGUUAAAAAAAAUAACUUUCGUAGUAGAAAAUCUUUGUCUUUUGGGGGUAAAUUGAUUUUUGGAUGCAGCCAAAAAAUGUAAUUUGAAGUCAAGUUGAUUGAAUCAGGUGAGUAAUGUCAUAUAUAUUAAAAUAAAAGCUCUAUAAAGUAACACCA
Messenger RNA from Eptesicus fuscus (big brown bat), 2460 nucleotides. It is a transcript of the gene GPR135, whose product is annotated as G protein-coupled receptor 135. Gene Ontology annotation, molecular function: G protein-coupled receptor activity. Bases 23 to 1495 code for a protein of 490 amino acids. Lineage: Eukaryota; Metazoa; Chordata; Mammalia; Chiroptera; Vespertilionidae. The transcript has a single exon. Gene Ontology annotation, biological process: G protein-coupled receptor signaling pathway. The record is from RefSeq and is a predicted model, not a curated record. Gene Ontology annotation, cellular component: membrane.